AUGACGACGAUAUCUGAAGAAGACAGGGCGGUGCAGCUUGCAGAUAAGGCAAGUGAGAGCACCAAGUCUGGCGAAUUAGCCGUUGCAGCUCGGUACCUGCGUGAAGCUAGUACAUUUGCGCCUGAGCAUCCGCGGAUCAAAGAAGCAUGGGUUGCGCUGAAGGAAGAAGAGGGUAAAAGCGAACUGCUAGGUUAUUGCAGAGCGUGGGUGAGGAGCAAGGAUGAACACGAUGGAGAAAAAGCACUCAAGGCGAUCAAGUCGCAUGGCUUGAAGCAGAAAGAGGCGGAACAGGCGAUGGACAUUCUAUUUGACUUCAAGGGCGAAGAUGAUGUGCUGGAUCAGGUUUCGGGUGAGCUGCUCCAGAACCCUGGAGCACAGAUGUGGCUUGCCAAAGCCGUCCGAGAACAGCCGACACGCAUUUACUACGAGAUGUUCGAGCGGGGAGACGACUCUAUCGACGGCUUGCUCAAGGUCUUGCUCAACCGAGCUCUCUGGUCAGACGACGAAUCUUUCAAAACAGGUCAUAGAGACAUGUUCAUGCUCAGUCUUGCUAUGAUGAUGGAGGAGGCGCUUGAGCACCCAGAACGCGCGAUGAAAGGCAUUGCGCAGCUGCUCGCUCAUUACGCAGAGCAUCUCAAGGGUAUCAUCGAUGCAGAUAGUUUCGACGUCAUCCUCACUUCGCUUGAUAUCCGACUGCCCGCUAGCCUACGCAGUCAGGCUACUCUUGCAAGUAUCAAGCUAUUCGAGCUUGCACCAGAAACUGCUGGCGAAUUGAUAUCGAAAUUCGUUGCGACCCGGACGAAGAAGGGUGACGCGAACGACCUGGUCAUAGCCUUUUCGGCAGCUGCAGUUAUCUUCCCGGUCGCUGUCACACCAGCAGCUGCACUCUUUCUCACAGAUGGCUUUGUCAGCACAUUGGUGUCUAGGGUCCAGAGCAAGAAGUCGCACAACCUUGAACAAGCGACUCUAGAGCUGAUCAGCGCUGCAUGUGUGGAUAAGAAUUGCCGAGAGGCCAUCAGCAAGCACUGCAGAGAGUGGCUAGAAGAUGUGGUUGCAGGAAGCCAGAAUAAGAAACGAGCCAACCUGGCCGCGCUUAUACUCGUCAAGUUGGGGGAAGAGCAGCCAUCCGAAGAUGCACCAAGGAUUGUCAGGGCGGAGAAAGUAGACCAGAGUGACUUGAUUGCUAGUUUCAAAUCGAUGGUCAUAGGCGGCGACGCGUCUUCAAAGCAGGACUCAGUCGAAGGUCUCGCCUACGCUUCCCUUCAGCCCAAAGUGCGAGAAGAUCUCUCCAAGUCGCCAAAGUUCCUCAAACGCCUGAUCGAAACCAUGAGCGAUUCUUCAUCACCGAAAAACAUUGUAUUCGGCGGCCUUACCAUCUUCGUCAACAUUACACAGUACCUCCCCUUGCAGUCGGAAGAGGAGAAGCGCAUGGCACAACUCAAAGCCUACGCCAACGUCCAGAAGCCGUCUGCACCGCACGUCCUUCUCAACGACGAAGAUGUCGCAAUACGAUGCAAACGCGUUCUCGAAGCCGGAGUCGUACCGCUACUCGUCCACGUCUGCAAAAAAGGUUCCCCAUCGAUCCUCACCCAAAGCAGUCUCAUCCUCCUAUCUCUAUCCAAAGAAACCAAAAGCCGCGGACUUAUGGCCCAACAAGGCGCCGUAAAACUGCUCAUCCAAAUCUGGGACCACAUAUCCACCACAAACGAACUCUCAACCACAGGAACGACGCCUUUCCCCCCUACCGCCUUGCCCACAACAGCACAAGCCCUCUCCCGCCUCCUCAUCAGUAUAAACCCUUCUCAUGUCUUCAACGCCGCAUUACCGAGUACAUCAGCCAUCCGCCCGCUCCUCAGCCAACUCAGCCGAACAGAGUCGAGCACAUGGCAAUUACACGCGUUUGAGUCGCUGCUCGCACUCACGAACCUCGCGAGCUUGGAUCGAAACACGCAAGAUCAUAUCAUACGUCAGUCUUUCGAUGUCGUUGUUGAUGAUUUACUACUCAGUGCAAACACGAUGAUACGUCGUGCGGCAACGGAGCUGCUAUGCAACCUCAUGGCCUCACCACGCUACGCGUUCAGCGGCUGGUGGCGCGCUGGCGAUGCUGCUUUCUGUUGA
Messenger RNA from Alternaria atra, 2118 nucleotides. RefSeq lists its product as uncharacterized. The transcript has 2 exons. Bases 1 to 2118 code for a protein of 705 amino acids. The record is from RefSeq and is a predicted model, not a curated record. NCBI's taxonomy places the organism in Eukaryota, Fungi, Ascomycota, Dothideomycetes, Pleosporales, Pleosporaceae.